Molecule: messenger RNA, 2314 nt
Organism: Anas platyrhynchos (mallard)
Lineage: Eukaryota; Metazoa; Chordata; Aves; Anseriformes; Anatidae
Product: receptor-transporting protein 3
Biological process (GO): detection of chemical stimulus involved in sensory perception of bitter taste; protein insertion into membrane; protein targeting to membrane
Molecular function (GO): olfactory receptor binding
Source: RefSeq, a predicted model, not a curated record
CACCGGGCUCUGACAGAGGGAGCAGCGCCCGGCUCCUCGCAGAGGGCUCUGCGCCCCGAGUCGAGAUCUGAGUCGUGUUGCCGUGACGCAGCGGGGCAGGCUUUCCAUGACAGCGGGGUUUUGGAGGCACCCGGCCCCCCGAGCCCAAGGGGCAGCAGGGAAACGGGGAGCAAUGCUGGCAUCCCCGCAGCCUCCCCUUUUCUUUUUCCCUUCAUUCAUCCCUCCUGGCCCUGCUCUGGGUGAUUAAGGGUGGAAGGACCUCAAAACGAGGAUUAAACAGGCACAGGAGGCAGUGUGCCUGCAGGGAACCCUGCUGCUUCUCCAGCCUCUGGAGGAGAAGCUCGGCAUCGUCCUGGGGAGCUGCUGCACGCCACACCUGGCGAGGGGUUACAGCCCCUGUGCUCAAACCGUGGUGGCCCACACGGCCUUUUUCAGGCACCCAGCACGAUUUGCUGCUGUAAUUCUCCCCAGGGGAUGCAUCCUUGGUGGUACCCUCUGAGGGUGGGCACUUUGGGGAGUUUUGCGCCCUCUGUGCGCAGGAUGGUCUCCUCUGGAUCCUUCAGGCUAGACGAGAUGGUUUCACGUCGAGGUGGCUCCACUGGGCUGCAGAUCCUCCCCCAGCUCCUCUCUCAAGACCAGGUGCCAUUCAGCCCCUUAUCCACCCACCCUGCGUGGCUCCGGGUGGGAUGCCCGGCGAUGGGGGAGGCAGGGGGGUGCCAGCAGCCCCGGCCCCACUGCUUUCACCUCUCGGCACAGAGCUCACCUCCCCACUUUCGGUUUUAUGUGCGGUGCCACUGUCCCCGACUUUCCACUCUGCGGUUUCGUGUCAGGCUUUUUCUGCUCGAGUUGGCUGAAAGUUGUUAAAAACACCCCAUGUUUGGUGGCAGCUAUCGAGAGAGAUAAGUGUACCUGGGGUUUUGUCAGCUGCUGAGCUCGGCAUUUUCGGUGGGUUUUGCUUCCAUUAUUCCUGUGCUGGGCCAAAUCUCUGCUGAUUCUGCCCCAUUGCUCUGAUAUUGGUGGUCCUGGCCAGCAUGGAGGUUUUGCAUUUUGAGCCUCUCUGCCUACGGAUGGAGCAGCGAUGACAGCUUCAGCAGGGAUGGGAGCUUGCCCCGUGCCCAAGUCUUGCAUGCAAAACGCAUCAGGAACAGCUGCCUUGGCUUUGCUUUGGGGAACUUUUCACCUCUCCAGGUGUGGCACAGCAUCAGCAGAGCCAGUGGAUGCAGGGAGUGGGCUGGGGUGGUGCUGCUCACGCGGGAGCAAAGGUUCCCGUCUCCAGGCACCAGGAUGUGACUUUGCACCCACGGUGUGGGGCACCGAGAGCUGCUCACGUGGCAACACCCAGAAGCUGCAAGCUUGACCUUGGCCAUCACCGCUUCCCCGGCUCCAGGCAGGACCAUGAGGACAUGGCAGAAGAUUUUUGCACAGAAGAUUGCGGACAUGGAUGUGGAGGAGCCGUGGAUAAUUCAGGAGGAUGGCAGCCUGCAGGUGCACAACCCCGAGCACGGCCGGAGGGAGUAUUUGCAGAAGCAUGCAGCCGGGAGGUUCCAGUGCUCCCAGUGCUUACACAAGUGGUCCUCAGCCAAGGUGCACAUCCUCUUCCACAUGCGCCGGGGCAAGGUGAGGAUGCGAAUCUUCCGGCAGAGCUGCCGGCGCUGCCCCGGCGCCCCGCUGGAGGAGCCCAGUUUCAGCCAGGAGAACAUGGAGAGGAUCCUGCACAACCUGGUUCUUCAGAUCCUCAAGGACUUCUACAACGUGCCCGUGCAGCCCUCUGAACUCCUGGAAGUGGUGGUGGACACCGUGCCGGCGGGACCACACGACAGCAGCCACUGCGAGGGCUGCCGGCUUGGGGUUUGCACCAAGCCACUGGUGGCCCCAAAGACACCAACCUGGAAGCCCAGGAGGCAUCUGGGCACGGCCACGAGCCCUCCACUCCAGCUCUUCAGCGGCAGCUUUCGCAAGCAAUGUUGCUUUGUGCUCCUCUCUGUAUUUAUUUUGGCUGUGAUCCUCUUCAUCGUGCUUUUUUUCACCCUGAAGUAGUGGGAGCUGGGGCUGGCAAAGGGCAGCCGGGGUGAUGGCUGUGGGGAUGGGGAUGAUGAGAGUGGUGGAUGGAAAUUUGGGUGCCCAGGGCCAGCCUUUUUCCCCGUCUCGAGGCCUCCCCAGCACACAGGGGUCAGGGACGGCCACCACCACCCUGCUUGGGCACCUUGGCCCCAGCUUGGGCGAGCCUGGUGGGUCUGAUGGCUUCUUUUGGGACGACCCCCCCAAAAAAAAAGAUGGAGUGUACCUGCAAGAAUAAACCAGCUCUUUGUCCUCA